GUCCAGGCUUUUCCCCUUUGAUCCUUGUCUCCAUCUCCCAAUCUUCCCAUCUUCUGGCCCUCUUCAAAGCAGGUCAUCCCAAUUCUCGACCCUCUCGCGCUUGACAUUUUGGGUACCUCCUGGUCAUUUGCUGUUCCUAAACACUCAUCUUGCCAAUACCGUGGCGACCAGACAACAAGUGAAAGUGGUUGAUCAUCAUACAUGGCUGGACAGUAAGGCGGCUCGUGAACAUCGACGCUCCGCCCACGAGAGAGCCACUGGCCCGGCACAUACCUUCACGAUGCACUCCCCAGCCUCCUCGGCAUCGCCACGAUCGUCCCUAGGGACGUGGUCGCCCACGACUCCGAGCUUCUCAAGCAAGUUCAGGAACCGUGUUCCUACGCAGAUGAGAAGAUGCAUUCCCAUCUACCUCACUUGCGUUCUUGUUUUCCUCCUCAUUCUAAACGCCGACCUGUUCACGGUGUCGAUACCCAAAGGGAAUAAUCAGGUCUUCAGGCGUGGCGGGACAAAAGCAAAGCAAGGCUCGACCUCGACUGCUUCCGUCCAAGUGUUACCACCAACUACUGUUGGCUUCCCGAAGAAGAUAUGGCAGUCAUGGAAGGUGGACCCACUGCACUUUGAGCUACGCGACAGCAAUACUGCGCGGACGUGGUUGCAGAGGAACCCAAACUUUAGGUACGAGGUCCUCACCGACACCAACGACGUCGGUUAUGUCGAGCAGCAUUUCGGCCCCGGAGGCUUCGACCGUCCAGACAUUGUCGACCUGUAUCGCAACAUCAACGCCACAAUCAUCAAGGCAGAUUUGUUGCGCUACAUGGUCAUGUAUGCCGAGGGCGGUGUAUAUGCAGACAUUGAUGUCGAGGCACUCAAGCCGGUCUCGCGGUUCAUCCCGGACCACAGGUAUGCCGAGGAGGACAUCGACAUGGUGAUCGGCAUCGAGAUCGACCAGCCCGAGUUCAAAGACCAUCCAAUCCUUGGGAAGAAGUCGCAGUCUUUCUGUCAGUGGACGUUCAUGGCGCGGCCUCGGCUACCAGUCAUGAUGCGUCUGAUUGAGAACAUCAUGUCCUGGCUCGCCGACCUGGCCAAGCAACAAAACGUACCCAUCUCAGAGGUGGUCAUGGACUUUGACCAAGUCAUCUCCGGGACUGGCCCGUCGGCCUUCACCAUCGCAAUCCUCGAGGAGAUGAACGCCAACCGCGCCAAAGACACGCCCGAAAUCACAUGGGACGUGUUCCACGACUUGGACGAGUCGAAGAUUGUGUCUCGAGUUCUUGUCCUGGACGUCGAGGCUUUCGCGGCCGGGCAGGGGCACAGUGACAGUGGCAAUCACAACGCGCGGGGCGCGCUUGUAAAGCACCACUAUCACGCGAGCAACUGGCCGAGCCGUCACCCACGAUUCACCCACCCAGUGUAUGGUCCUGUAGAGCACUGCAACUGGGAGCCCAACUGCGUGGCACAGUGGGACGCAGACACAGCCGCCUUCGCACUCAUGACCCCAGAGGAGCAAAAGACGCUGGCCGAGGAGAUUGAGGCCGAGAGGAAAGCCACAACAGCGCAGCAAGAGCAAUUCCUCGCGAGGAUCGCGCAGCAGCAAGAGGCGCUCCAACAGCCCCUUCACCUUGGACAGCAGCAGUUCGGUGCGCCGGUUCCGGCACCCGCAAAGCCCGAGCCCGAGGCCGAGGCCGAGGCAGAGGUCAAGGCCGAGCAACCAGAGUGAUCGUGCCUUGUCGUUUGAUUCCAUUCUUCAACAUACACAAGAAUUCGGGUUUGGCCUCUAUUUUGGAGCUCACGGCGUUUGAAGAGGGUAAGCGGCUUGACCAAGUCGCGGCGACGGCGGACGGUACAUGCUGCAGACCUCUUGCCUGCUGACUGGGCUGCUGCUGCUGCUGAAGUUGGUUGUCUUUCCUACAUAGAGACAAGGAUGUCGUCGUUUCAAGCUUCGCGAUACGGAGUACAGCCCCAUAUCCCUCCACUGUGGAUCGCCAAGAUUGGUGGUUGUCGCAGUGUAUGGAGAGUGGAGAGUGGGGCAUGUGCAAGCCAGGUGGAGCUCUUGCCCUCGAGGCGGCCGCGACGGUGUAGACUGGUUAUCUGAUAGACGCAUAUGUUUUGAUGUAUUAUGAUGCAGAUGCGAGAGGCGCGGGUUCUUCUCGGGGAUCAGGAUUUAUGUGGUGGGAAGAAGGGCCACAGCCGCCGUCGUACCUCGCUGUCAUGGUCUCGUGGGCGGGGGCGUGGGCGUGGGCGUGGGCAGUGGCAGCUUCAGAACAAGGCUGAAGCCUGCCUGCCUCUGUCCGGGUGUCCCAAGGGAGUGCAAUCCUUGGGGCUCAAGAGCCAUGGCGGUCAACAAAGUUGACCUUGGUUAGGGUGGACUUGUUCGCAGGCCCAAGGCAAUGCUCGAGACCCCCACGGCGAGAUUGCAAAUUGUCGAUGCGGCAUCGAGCUGGUUCGUGCCGCGCUGGGCAAAUGGAGGGCUGUUCUGCGACAGAAGCUGGACGGGCCUGGCCACGAGGAGGUAGAAUCAGCGGAUAAGGGGAUAUACCCGUUCUAGUACAAGAUUUUGUCAAUAAAGACACAUUUUCAAACA
Molecule: messenger RNA, 2581 nt
Organism: Diaporthe batatas
Lineage: Eukaryota; Fungi; Ascomycota; Sordariomycetes; Diaporthales; Diaporthaceae
Exons: 1
Coding region: 281-1717 (478 amino acids)
Biological process (GO): protein N-linked glycosylation
Cellular component (GO): mannan polymerase complex
Molecular function (GO): alpha-1,6-mannosyltransferase activity
Source: RefSeq, a predicted model, not a curated record